AUGUCACAUCCAGCUCGUCUGCUCUUACGAGCCCCACCCCACCUACCUUUCAUCCAAGGUUAUCCCGGUAUCCCUGCCUCCCCUAACCGCAAAGCAGCAGGUGUGCAUGGAUCCCUGGAACUGCGGGUCGGAUCCAUCCCAGUAAAAGCCAAAUGGGUCAGAGUCGAAAUACGCAAAUACGAAUCCCUCCCACCUGGAUUCCCUAAUACUGGUGGAUCAUCCUCUGAACCGGUAUGGGAACAUAUAGGAGAAAUCAACACAUUGUGGAAACCAAGCGACGAAAGUAAAGAGACUGAACAGAUCGAAACGGCAGAUUUCAAGUUCUUCUUACCUCUUCCUGAAAAUAUACCACCUUCCGUCGAAUUACCAAGAUCUACUGGGAUAAGAUACGAAUUAGUCGCUGCUUUAUGCUAUAAACAAAAAUCAGGUCUGUUCAAGAAAGAGUCAUACCCUAUAUUGAAAAUAUCUGAACCGUUAAUAAUCAUCAAACAUGAUCUUCAUUCAUCUUGGCCACUAUAUAAUAUACCCGAUUCGAAGACUAUCAAAGCAUCGAAUGAUCAAUUGAUAUUGAAUGUCUCAAGACCCAAUACAGCUUUUAGUUCAGGAGAUAGAAUACAGUUCUCAGCAUCGUUGAAAUCAACCAAAUCGCAACCCUUCAAAUUGAAGGGAUUCGAAUGUACGAUAUAUGAGUUAAUCACUUCUAUACCUAUCCCACCUGAUCCCCAGGGAACAAAAGGAAAGAAAAGGAAAUCCCUACAAAACCCUAUAACGAAAUCAAGGCCUAUAUCAACGGUCAAGGCAGCAGUGGACGAAAGGAUAGGACUAGGUGGUGAGAAAUCAGCGAAGAUCGAAAUGUUGGUGGAUAGAGUGUUGGUAACGGUUGAAAAUGCUAGAACGUUAAGAGUGGAAUAUGCCUUAGAAGUCAAAGCUGUAAUGGAAGGUAUAAGGGAUAAAAUUGAAAUCAAUGGGAUUAUGUAUACGGUCGGUGUCUUUGAUAGGAAUACUGCUGAACAGGCUACUGGGGAUAUAGGUCGAGUGGAUUUCCUAUGCCCCGACAUUCCCCAACCCUCACCUCCUCCUCGUCCCAUUGAUUCAACCCCUUUCGCCGGUCCUCAACCUGACUUACCCCCUAAUGCUCGAUUCAGCGGUAAUUCUCUCUUGCCCGGUCCUGGUUAUUUCCCACCUCAGCGUCCCACUGCUGGAUCGUACAAUCAACAGCAGCAGCAACAGCCAAUACAAGUCCUCGACCACCGACAACCAUAUCAACGACAUGCAUCUAGUAAUAGUGCCAGUACAUUCACCACGACGAACACCCACACUAACGAGUUUGGUAUGACACCUACACCGACUCAGAAUAGAUCAUAUGCUACUAUGCCUACUUCACCUGGUCAACGAAGGCCCGAGAUAAUGUUCCCAACUGCCCAACCACGACCUAGGAGUACUACACCUACUUCACCCACUCUCGAUUCUGCAGGUGGACAUGAGAGAGACGUGAUGAGUGACGCGGGGCAUGACACCUCCAGCAACAGAUAUUCCACAGCGACUAUGGCUACAUUUGGUAGAUGGGAUAAAGGUUUGAAGAAUGCUAAGAAACCGGAACAGGAGAGUGAUCGAGCUGCGAACAGUCUAGCUUCUAGCAACAACGCCAUCACACCUACUACAGCUACCGCACCUUCCCCAUCAACUCGUCAAUCCUCCCCUAUGCCAGCGGUACCUUCUCGCCCCACCUCGGCUCGUCCACCAGUCCCUCCGAGCUCCUUCUACCUCACUUCAGAGCAGGAGAAGACCUUGCAGAGAGAACGGUACGAGGCUGCUCGGAACGCCGCUGGUCUGCCUACCUCCUCUCAAACGACUAAAAAGGACGAAGAAGAAAUACCUGAAAUACCACCACCAGAAUACGCACCUCCUGUGCCUGCUCAACCGAAAAGACAGUAUACAGCACCUUCCAGACCGGUAUCAGAAUAUACGAGUUUGAACGGAUCAUCUGUGAAUUCCAGUCCGAAAACUACCAGUUCCCCUAGAUUGACUUCGCCCUCACCUGCUACAAGGCCUAGUUCAGGGUCGAACAGAAUGGGAUCACCUCCUCCACCAUCUAUCGCUGAACAGACGGUGCUUCUGAGUGCUGCUGAAGAAAAGGAAAUACAGAGAAAGAGAUACGAAGAAGCUACUUCGAGAGUCGCCGAGACCACCACUCCUCCACCGCAAGCGGGACCUUCCAAGAUUGACGUGGUCAAAGCCAAUUCAUCUUCUUCGCCAAAUAGACAAUCCAGUAUAAUACAGGCCCUGAAAACUUCUCCACCUCUAUUUCCACGAAAAUCUUCUCAGGGUAGUACAUCGGAUGGACCUAUGCCAUAUAAUGCGAUCUACCCACCUGACCGUACUAGCUCAAAGGCUGAUGGUAGCACCCCAGUUGGCCUGGGUAUAUCGGCAAAUGGGUUGAGCGAGAAGGAACAGAUGAAAAGGUAUUACGAGGCUCAAGAAGCUGUCGCACAGAAUCAGAAUCAACCGAAUCCGAAUUCACCCAGUAAAUUGAUUCAUGUUGGAAGUAGUAGUGUCUUAUCUAGAAAGUCUGGUGGUGGGAGUGUAGGUUCGAUUAGUGUGAACGAACAGGGUCAUAGAACAGGACAGGGUAGUCGAAUAGAUGAAAAAGAACAGAUGAGGAGAUAUUAUGAAGCUCAAGGUAGAGUUGCCUCUGCUUCCGGCUCUGGACAAUCACCAGCUACACCCUCUAAAGUAACCAAUCUCCACAAUCAGGAUAGGGACGUGUCAAUACCUUCGUCACCAUCUGGUAGUAAACCUCCAACUAGUGCCUUAGAUGAGAAAGAGCAGCUGAGAAGGUACUAUGAGGCGCAAGAUCGAGUAGCGGCUGCUGCAAGAGGAGAAAAUAGUGCUAGCCCAAGUACGAGUACUUCACAGAAAGCUAAGCAAGACACCUUGCCUUCUAGCUCGGCUAUAGAUGAGAAGGAACAGAUGAGAAGAUACUACGAAGCGCAGGAAAAAGUUGCCGCUAGGACUGGGUCCCCUCCACCUGUUGGUCCAUCGGGAUAUACUCGAAAGACUACGCAGACUCCUUCACCCACAAAACCGAAGAUUUAUGCCGCUAUACCCGGUCCGAUCGAUGAGAAGGAGCAGAUGAGAAGGUACUACGAAGCUCAAGAUAGGGUGGCCGCAGCAUCCAGAGGGGAAAGUAGUGGGGCUGGUAUGCAGCAAUCACCUCCUAGAUCCCCUCAUCAAGGUAGUCAUGCAACUUCACCCACUACGCCUGAGACAUCAGCGGCUGCAUCUUCUGCUAUUGAUGAGAAGGAGCAGAUGCGGAGGUACUACGAAGCCCAAGAUAGAGUUGCUAGAGCCUCUCAAUCGCCAGGUAUAGGAUCUUCAGGUAACAAUCGAAUAUCCGAUACGCCCACUGCAUUCCCUACGAAGUCUCGAGCGACCUCUACGGUUCCUACCGCCCUGAAUGAGAAGGAACAGAUGCGAAGGUACUAUGAAGCCCAGGAUAGGGUCGCAAGGGCUAGUUCAGGAUCGCCUCAACCUGGUCCAUUGCGGCCUGCAGCCGGACCUGGAUCGAUGGUCCCUUCUUCUAGCUCAGGAGGGGUCAGCGCUUCAGAUGAGAAAGAACAGAUGAAGAGGUAUUAUGAAGCUAUGGAUAGGGUUAAUCGAGCUUCAGAUACGAAUGAAUCGCCCUCACGAACCCGACAGAGUACCGCUUCGCCUCCACCUCCACCUGUCUUAGCUCCUCCUGUUGAGUCUCCCCCUUCUUUCGAUGACGCACCACCGUCUUUUGCUGGGCCUUCGUCCAAUAAUGCUGGAAGUGUCGGUGCGAGUGGAAGUGGAAGUGGAACAGGUUAUCCUUCAGCGGAACAAGAGAAGGACAUGAUGAAGAAGAGGUACGAACAGGCUAAUUCUGCUGUACAGCGAUAUAACUCGCCGUCUUCACCACCCCCUGAAGCUUCUUCCCUCUCAACAGCAGCGACAAAUCCAUUCAGAAGAAGUUUGACGAAUCAACCUAGGACGAGUCUAGGAUUAGCUUCUGAACAAAUCAUCAAUCAUGCGAACAUCGCAGCUCCUUCUCAAGUUCAAAAAGGCGAUGACCGUGGGUACUUCGGUAGCAAUGAUACCCUCUCGCCUGCGACCUCACCACCCUCUUCACCUUUAUUAGCUAGAGAUCCGACGAUCAAAGCUGGUAAAGCUAGGGCCAUCGACGGCUCAUCAACGUCCAAUGCGCCUCCACCACCUUUACCUGCUAGACCACCUAAGGAGUAUGUCGAGCUGUUAUCCCCUGUUUAG
Kwoniella botswanensis is the source of this 4287-nucleotide messenger RNA. RefSeq lists its product as uncharacterized. The transcript is spliced from 3 exons. NCBI's taxonomy places the organism in Eukaryota, Fungi, Basidiomycota, Tremellomycetes, Tremellales, Cryptococcaceae. Gene Ontology annotation, cellular component: division septum. The record is from RefSeq and is a predicted model, not a curated record. Gene Ontology annotation, biological process: division septum assembly. The coding region runs from base 1 to 4287 and encodes 1428 amino acids.